AUGACCGAAGCUGAUAGAACUGUAUCCCAUAUUACUAAACAGGCUAAAAGAAAAAAGAGAUUUUUAAAUAAUACAGCAUCUGAGUUCUCAUCCUCAUCUUCAUCUGGGUCUAGUUAUGAAUGGUCUAAUGAUGAAGAUUUUGCUAUAAAUAUGGUGAAAGCAAAGAAGUGCUGGAGUAUACAAAGUUUUCCCAAUGGUCCUUACUAA
Messenger RNA from Cetraspora pellucida, 207 nucleotides. Lineage: Eukaryota; Fungi; Glomeromycota; Glomeromycetes; Diversisporales; Gigasporaceae. The record is from the annotation of a GenBank genome assembly.